UGGGAGUGUAAGUUAAGGAGAUGAGAUGGUGUGUGUGUGUUGGGGGUGGGUGCAUUGGUCUGUGUCAGACAGCAAAGAGCAUUUAUCUAGGAAUCCAAGGCAAUGUUACCUCACUAAAACGGAACGAGCAGGACCAAGAACGAGGAGAGAGAUGAUCUGAGAAAAUAUAUAAAGAAGGAAGAAAACUGGAUGGAGAGGUGAACAACACAAACAUCUAAACAAAAGGGACAAACUGGGAAGUAUUUUUUCACCUGAAAGGCAACUUUAAACCUUUUUUUUUCUUUUUCGUUUUUCUUUUUUUUUCAGUGAAUUAUCAUCAAAGCAUUUAGCCUUAAUUAGCCAUUUUUGAAACAUAGCUUUUUUUCCCUAUGAUUCCUCUAAACUUUCUCAGCAUGCUUCCUCUGCUGUCUCUGUAUGUGGGAGCGCUGCUGUCCUCAGAUGCGUCUCCAGUCUGCUUACAUCCACCUUGCAAGGACAGAUUAGUGGCGGCUGCACCCGUCUCACCAGCAACCAGAGCAGCAGCAACUGAAGGUAUCAAAGAACGCUUGAUUCAGCUGCAGCGCUGCAUGCGUUCUCUCCAGGAAUCAGGGGCUGCCAGGAGUCACGAGGGCCAGGAGAGCAACUCUCUUGGGGCCAUCCUGGCAUUAAUGGCAGCUGUGCUGACAGAGUGUGACCUCCACUGUCACAGCCAAACACUUGGAGCGAUGGUCAAGCGACUGGAGAAUGCUGCAGUGGGAAGAGAGGGUGAAAGAGAUCUGCUGCUUUUCCUCAAGAGCAUCACCCAAUAUCCACCCACAGUUACCCCCACCGAGAGAUUACAUCCUCAGGACUGUGCGGAGAUUUACAGGCUUGGGAUCAAAGAGAAUGGGAUCUAUACAAUCCAGCCUGAUCUCCAUGGGCCAGCAUUGGAGGCUAAAUGUGACAUGGAGACAGCAGGUGGCGGCUGGACGGUAAUCCAGAAUCGGCAGGAUGGCUCAGUGGACUUCAACAAGACGUGGCAGGAAUACCGGGAAGGCUUUGGCAACUUGCAGGGAGAGCACUGGUUUGGUAAUGCGGCGCUGCACGCCCUCACCUCCACCAGACAACACCAGCUUCGCAUCGAGCUGGAGGACUGGUACCAACAGAAACGCCAGGCUACCUACAACAACUUCAAAGUGGCCUCAGAGGCACAGAGAUAUCGCCUGACAGCCCGUGAGUACUCCGGUGAUGCCGGCAAUGCUUUGAGUUACAGUAAGCACUACAACCACGAUGGCAGAGCUUUCAGCACUGCAGACAGAGACAAUGACCAGUAUGUCUCUGGAAACUGCGGUCAGUACUACGGUGCCGGCUGGUGGUUUGACGCGUGCCUCGCGUCCAACCUGAAUGGACGAUAUUACCGCGGACGUUACACCGGCGUGACCAACGGGAUCUACUGGGGCACGUGGUACAUCCUGACAGAUGGACGAACUGGAGAGCGCUACUCCUUCAAAAGGGUGGAGAUGAAGAUAAGACCCCAAAGUUUUGUGGGAACAAACUAAGGCUAAGAACAAUUCCCAGUGGGAAACUUACACUCACAUCAGAUGUAUAGAGAUGCUUUUUACUCUAUAGAUGUUUUAGUCUCUGUCUGUUUAACUCUUUGAACAUUUUGUGUUACACAUCAUGGAGGUGGUAGCUAAAUGAUUAAAGUAAAAACAGCAUGA
Molecule: messenger RNA, 1679 nt
Organism: Austrofundulus limnaeus
Lineage: Eukaryota; Metazoa; Chordata; Actinopteri; Cyprinodontiformes; Rivulidae
Product: fibroleukin
Exons: 6
Coding region: 369-1517 (382 amino acids)
Biological process (GO): blood coagulation
Source: RefSeq, a predicted model, not a curated record